CUACUACUGGUAACGGCGGGGUCGUGUGACAGUAGAGUUGGAACCAGUCAACGACGUCACACGUGAAAGAGUGAUCCUGUUCCGUCCUCUGACUCAUCACUAUAAAUACACCUCGUCCCUCUUCUCACUUGCUACAUCUACUGCAACUCUGAAUACCUACUGUGAUGGACUCUCUCCUGCUUCAACGUCGUAACGAUGCCGUUGCUACAAACCCCCCGAACGCUACUUUUGCUUUGACCGAGAAUGGCUCCUCGUGGUUGUGGGCUGUUUUCUGCGUCAUGGCUUUGUCGUGUAUCAUCAUUGCGGCUUUGAGUUUGUUCAAGCCGAUGGGGUACAGGAUCUUUUACUUGCUCAACGUCGCCAUCCUGGCCACCGCCUCCGUCUCCUACUUCUCCCUCGCCUCCGACCUCGGUCUCACCCCCGUCACCGUCGAGUUCCGUGGCCCGGGAACGCGUCAAAUCGCUUACGUCCGCUACAUCGACUGGUUCGUCACUACCCCCCUCCUCCUCACCGAACUCCUCCUCACCGCCGGUCUCCCCACAAACAUCAUCAUCUCCACCAUCUUUGCGGAUUUGGUUAUGAUUAUCACUGGCUUGGCUGGAGCCUUGGUCGUGAGUCGUUACAAGUGGGGGUAUUACACGAUGGGGUGUGUGGCUAUGCUUUGGGUUUUCUGGAACGUGUUUACGGGUAUCAAGGUCUCUGGUAACAUCGGUCCCGACGUCCGCAAGUCUUACACUCUUCUUGCUGUUUGGUUGAUGAUCAUCUGGCUCAACUACCCUAUCUGCUGGGGUCUCGCCGAGGGUGGAAACCGCAUCACGGUCGUCGGAGAGAUGGUCUACUACGGUGUCCUCGACCUUCUCGCUAAACCUGUGUUCGCGGCCAUCUCGUUGGCGGUGCAUUCGAAGAUCGAGUUGUCCAGGCUUGGGUUGAACAACGAGCCUAGGAUGGGACAGAUUGCGCACGGGCAGCGUGGGAUUGAGGGUGGUGCUGGUGUUGAUGAUUAUGGAGCUCCGGCUGGUGCUGGCACUGGGCAUGUUCAGCAAGGUGCCGCCAACGUGUAA
Molecule: messenger RNA, 1061 nt
Organism: Saitoella complicata NRRL Y-17804
Lineage: Eukaryota; Fungi; Ascomycota; Saitoellomycetes; Saitoellales; Saitoellaceae
Product: heat shock protein 30
Exons: 3
Coding region: 165-1061 (298 amino acids)
Biological process (GO): monoatomic ion transport
Cellular component (GO): endoplasmic reticulum; plasma membrane
Molecular function (GO): monoatomic ion channel activity
Source: RefSeq, a predicted model, not a curated record